Molecule: messenger RNA, 189 nt
Organism: Penicillium canescens
Lineage: Eukaryota; Fungi; Ascomycota; Eurotiomycetes; Eurotiales; Aspergillaceae
Exons: 2
Coding region: 1-189 (62 amino acids)
Source: RefSeq, a predicted model, not a curated record
AUGCUAUCCUUCCUCCGCACCCAGCUCGGACAGUCUGGGGGCCAGCCAGUCAAUCGAGACAUCAUCAUCAUCAUCCUGCAUGAUAAUUUACCGUACGGUUUUUUAUUCACCCAACCACGACGCGAAGACUCAGAUGAACUCUGUUCCCUCCGCCCCCCCACCAAAACCACGCGGACAACGGACGAGUGA